AUGUCAUGUUUGUCCCAAGGAGAGGGGUGCACGAACCCUUGUGCCAAGACAACAAACCUUGUUGGCGAAGACCGCCAACAACAACAACAACAACAACAACAACAACAACAACAACAAACAACAACAACAACAAACAACAACAACAACAACGACAAUAUGCGGCAGCAGAGGCAACGCCGCACAGUUGGGGAAGCACGCUCCACAUGCGUGAGCGUCGUCCUCUUGGCUGUGCUGAUCGGCGCCUUCUGCCCCCUCAUCGCCUUGGGCUCGACAGCUGCUGCUAGUGGUGGUGGUGGUGCUGCUGCUGGUGGUGCUGCUGCCACCGUGGCUGCUGCGGCCACGACUACUACCACCGCAGAUACCGCACUCAGUGAUGACGAUGCCGACAUGAGCAUGUCCCCGUGGGGCAACUUGGACAUGCACUCGUUUGCCUGCUGGUUUCCGACCCCCGACCACGCCGCCAUUGUGGCAUCCGACAGCGCGCGCGAUGCACUGGUGACUGCCGUCCUGGAUGCUGCCGCCGUCCCCGCUUCUUCCGUUUCGCAGCAGGUCAUCGCCAGCUACGUUGGCGAGAUGGAGGCCGUUGGGGUCAAGGUUGAGCUCAGCAUCACCAACACCUCGACCCUCCAACACCUCUUUGACGUGGCAGAGGACCCGGGCAUUGCCAUCCACCUGCCCCUUGCCGCUGACAGCGACACGCUUGUGAUUGCGCGCCCCUUGAUUGCCAAGUCUGGCGGGGACUGCGGUGCCCGUGGGGACUGCUCAUCCACGCCAGCACCGCCGUCCAAGAGAGUGCAUGAUGUCAGCACAGCACAGCUCGUCGUCAUCGUUGUCGGCUGCGUCGUCGGCGGCGUUGCGUUUGUCGUUGCUGUCAUUCUCCUCGGCGGCACCUUCAACACCGGCAGCCGUGGAAGUGGUGGCGGUGGUGGUGGUUUUGAUCGAGGUGGUGGUGAUGACGCUGGCGGUGGUCGAGGGUGGGAGGAUGAACGACGCAACAACAGCAGCGGCAACAACAGCAGCAGGGGCGGCAACAACAGGGGCAGUCACAUCAAGCACCACAACAGCAACACCACCAAUGCCACCGCUUACACCACAAGCAGCAGCAGCAGCAGUGCCAUGCAUGAGACGUCCCUUCCCUUGCCAUCCAUCGUGCCGCCACCGCCACCACCAGCUGUGCGCCUGCGCGGGGUGGACGAGAUGGUUGUGGGUGGACACCUACAUCCCUCCUUCUCCCACGGCUCAGUCGCAUACACACCAUCGCCGCCACGCCAACACCACCAACACCAUCAGCGACAACAUCAACAACAACAGCGACAACCGCUGCUGCGCGGGGGCGGCGUUGACGCUGUGGAGGUGCUGGCCUCAGAUGCCGUGCAGCGUCGUCUCAACCAGCCCCGCACACACGCCACCGCCCUACCCAGCACCAGCGACACACACCAUCCACACUACCACCCCUACCAUCCACAAUACCAGCAGCAACAGCACGACGUGAGCCACGGCCACUCGUCAAACGACAACAGCAGCGGCAGUUCACCCCGGUCUUCGUCACUGCACAGCGACCGGCUCACCACCACCACCACACUAACCACAUCAACCUCCAUUGGCCACCACGACAGCUUUGUUGCAGCCAACGAUGAUGAUGGUGGUGGUGGUGGUGACGGCAGCAUCUCGCUGAUGCAUGACGCCGCUCACCGUGCAUUUGAGGAUGAACCGCUGCCUUCUGACCUGCAUCUGCACCUGCACCCCGAACACCUCCACCCGCACCACCGACCACACACGCAAAUGUACCCGGUGCACGCGGGGGAAACGGUGGAGGACAUGCUUGAGCCGGCACACAUGAGCACCAUCACGAUUCCUCUCGAUUCUGCAGCCACGACGUCCACAGACAUGUUUGCAGACAUGUUCAACGUGCAGUCGCCAAACUUCAGCGACGAGCUGGCCCUGCACGGCAGCGGCGACGCAGCCGCCCUCUCGCCCGUCACCGUCAACGACCUUCGACGACAACAACAACAACAACAACAACAACAACAACAACAACAACAACAACAACAACAACAACAACAAGGGCUGCGCGUGUGCAGUGUGGGUCGUGUACACGGCGCUGCCAUGGGUAUGCAGCCACACGCGCAACAACAACAACAACAACAGCAGCAGGGGCAACGGAGGCUGCUUGUGCCACCUCCUUGGUUGGUUGAAGGGAUGCAGCAGACCAGCGCCCACAAUGAUCAGCAGGUGACAACGAGCAGUAGCAGUGGCAACAACGGUCGACCACGCCAUGCUGCCUCAUCACAGGCCAGUGGUGCUGCUGGACAGAAUAUUGCCCCGCAUGCACUCGACCGCUCACUCUUCUCCAUCCCAGCGCCCCAUCACCACAACAAGCAGCAGCAGCAUUCAACCGCACUGCCACCGCUCUCGCUGCCGUGCACAACCAAGAGCGGCAACGCGAACCGCAACGGGAACGCACCAUCCAGCCAACACGGAGCAAAAUCACAGCGGUCACCCGUGCAGGCGGGUACUGCAGACAAGCUUCCAAACAAGGGUGCAACAUCUGUGAAGAAACCAACAAAGGCGGCGACAAAGAGGUCACGACGGCAGGCUGGCCAGGACAAACCCAAGACGCCACGCGUGCGUGAUCGCCGCGAUUACAUGAAGGCAUACAGACGCCAGCGUCGGCAGCAAGUGGAGGAGCUGCAGGGCCGGGUUGCGCAACAGGAGCACGAGAAGCGCAAGCUGAAAUCGCGCGUGGACGAAUUGGAGGAUUUGGUGGACAGGUUCAGACACGCGUUGCCACCAGACAUGUUUGCCGCCAUUGUACAGCAGGGUAGAGGCGGAGGCGGUGGCGGUGUCGUGCAGUGCUGAAGCUGUGGGUGUGUGGAGCUGAGGUUGGGGUGGAGGUGGGGAAAGCGACGAUGGUAGCCGUUGUGUGUUGACACUCUUUGAGUUGCUUCUUCCGACAAGCACGUUUGCUUGAGUUGGUGGGGUCAUAGGUGUGUUUUUGUGGCCGUGGUAAAUGUACAUAAAG
This is a messenger RNA of Salpingoeca rosetta, 3022 nucleotides long. RefSeq lists its product as uncharacterized. The record is from RefSeq and is a predicted model, not a curated record. Lineage: Eukaryota; Choanoflagellata; Craspedida; Salpingoecidae. Gene Ontology annotation, cellular component: endosome; trans-Golgi network; trans-Golgi network transport vesicle. The transcript has 6 exons. Bases 1 to 2859 code for a protein of 952 amino acids.